Plenodomus lingam JN3 is the source of this 186-nucleotide messenger RNA. The record is from RefSeq and is a predicted model, not a curated record. NCBI's taxonomy places the organism in Eukaryota, Fungi, Ascomycota, Dothideomycetes, Pleosporales, Leptosphaeriaceae.
AUGCAGUCACAUGUUGGAAAAUCUGGAACUACCAAGACUGGAUAUGAGGCAAAAUUUGUCCACCUUGCCGAUAGGAUUAAAGAGAUCAUUGUCGCUUUCAUUGAUGCAGGACUCGUCGAGAGAUUCAACAAUGUUGAAGAUGAGGAGGCGCGCGCCAUGCCCAUACAGGCAAGUAUUCAUGGCUAG